AUGCCUCUGGGGCUGGCGGUGCUGGUGGCAGUGCUGGUGGCAGUGCUGGUGGCGAUGCUGGUGGCGGUGCUGGGAACGGAUGGAGAGGUGCCGGGAUUAAAAGUGUCGUUGCAGGAUCGUGGAUCGCUGAGUGUGGUGGCUUGUGAUGAGAACGUCUUUCGGGUAUCCUAUCUGAUUGAUGCAGAGGCCCGUCGGCUGCAGGCUGGACACGAGAUGCGCCCUGCCUGCAGCGCUGCGGCCCAGGCCAGCGGCCGCCUGCAGCUCCAGGUCGACGCUGCUGCUGCCACGCUCACCACGGGUCUGGGUGCCAAGGUUCAGAUCAACGCCGAUACACCGAAUCGUCCGCCCGCCAUCACCCUGACCCUGAAUGGUCAUCUGAUGCACCAGGACUUUGUACCAGGAGCCUAUCGUCACGAUGCUGCCCCACAGGCGGCCCAGACGCCGCGGGCAGCAGGCGCUGUCUCGCACCUGACCCAGAUCCUUCCCGGCGAUCACCUCUACGGCCUGGGCGAUGCCUCGGGUACCUUGGAGCGCUCUGGCCAACGUUUUAGGCUUCAUGCCGUGGACGGCAUGGGCUACGAAGCAGACCCCACCACAGGUCGUCGCAGCGACCCUCUGUACAAGCACUUUCCCUUGCUGUAUUGCUUGCGCGUGGACCCAGCCACGGAUGCUGUGCUCGGAGCCUACGGCAUUCUCUACGACAAUGGCUGUCGUGGCUUUGUAGACACGGGCGCCGAGAUUAGUGCUUUCCGAGGCUCUUACCGCCAUGCCCAGUUUGAUGGCGGUGACCUGGAAUACUACUUGGUUGUCGGUGCCACGCUGCGUGACGUCGUUCGUCGUAUGGCGGCUCUCAUUGGCCUGCCUGCUCCCUCCCCGCGCUGGAUGUUUGGCUAUCUGGGCAGCACCAUGGCAUACACGGAAAGCCCAAAUGCACAGGAGCGUCUGAAGCAGUUUGCUCGGGACUGCGAUCACCACGAUAUCCUGUGUGAUGGCUUUCACUUGUCUUCUGGCUACACGUGUGUGGAUACCCCAGAGGGUGGCUUUGGCGCGCGCUGCGUCUUCACGUGGAAUCAACGGCGCGUGUCAGAUCCAGCGGCUCUUUUUGCUGAUUUUAAUGCUCGUGAUGUUCGUCUGGCUGCUUCUUAUCCCUCGGCCAAGUGCUCUUUGUGCUUGGCCCUCCCCCGCACCACGCCAAAGGCCUCACCUAGCACUGAUGCGGACAUUCACGUGCUUCCCAAUAUCAAGCCCUGGCUUUUGCAAGCCGAUCAUCCAGAGUAUGCACAAGUGGCUGCCUCGGGCGGCAUGGUGCGCACCAGCGAUGGACAAGCGCCACUGGAAGGAGUGUUUUGGAGUGGCGGCGAAGGCUCGUUUGCCGUGGGCAGCUACGUCGACUUUGCAUCCCCCACCGGCUUUGCUUGGUGGGUGCGCUCUGCGCAGGAGCAGCUGCUGCAACAUGGGGCCACUGGCUUGUGGAACGAUAACAACGAGUACGAGGUCGACGAUGAUUUAGCGCUUUGUGGCUCGGGCCUACCCGGAAGCGAGGGGAAUGCUUGUCACCCCUUGCUCUACAUGCGACCCGUUCAAGGCAUUCUGAUGGCCAUGGCCAGCUAUUCGGCACUGGCAGAAACCUAUCCCGAUCGUCUUCCGGUCAUUGUCAGCCGCUCUGGGAGCCCAGGGGCCCAGCGCUUCUGCGUGCAAACCUGGACGGGCGACAAUCGAACCUCGUGGCGCACACUGCGCUGGAACACCCCCAUGGGCCUCAACUUGGGGCUGUGUGGGUGGCCAUGCAACGGCCACGAUAUUGGCGGCUUCAAGGGCCCCAUGCCGGGACCGGAGCUGCUGGUGCGCUGGGUGCAGUCGGGCAUCUUCCAGCCGCGCUUCUGCAUUCAUUCGUGGAACGAUAAUCAGACCUGUACAGAGUUGUGGUCGUACCCAGAACACGUAGACACGUUGCGGCGCUGCUUGCAGCUACGCUACCGGCUUUUGCCCUAUCUGCAUUCGCUGGGUGUUGAAGCGCAGCAGUUUGGGGACCCGAUUGCGCGGCCCAUUGUGCUCGAGUAUUCGGCCGACCCCCACUUUCGUGGCCAGGUGCAGCCCCAUGACGAUGCCGACGGCGACGGCGGAGCUGCAACGCCAAAUUCAGACCCUUCCGACUUGGACCUGUCUUUUGGAGCGAGCUGUGAUUGGCUGUUGGGCUCAGCGUUGUUGGUGGCGCCAAUUACUCGACAAGGUGCCAUGGAGCGGCGCGUGCGGUUGCCUGGGGCUUUGGCUGGUGGUGUAGUGGACGGCACGACAUGGUUUGACUGGCGCACGGGUAAAGUGCACCAAGGCGGGAGCAUCGUGUUGCUCAAGGGUGGGCUGGACGCUUCUUCUUGCCCCCUCCUGGCCACCUGGUAUGAGCGCGAGCCAGAUUCACGACAGGCGGGCAUUGCGCGGGUCGACCUCCGAGCCGAGGCGGUGGCGGGCUCAGAUUUGACGUUUACCAUUGCGGUGACGACGGCCAUCAGCCAGGCAGCGGGAUAUACCUUGCCGUACAAGGCACUGACGGUGCUGGUGCCCAAAACGCAGUGCCAGCAGCUCCAAGCUGCGGAUGGCACGCCCCUACCCGUCGCCACCGACGUACCGAGCCUCUACGAAUUGGGCCUCGACCCCGAAGCCUAUGCCGCCUUUACCCUGCCCCUUUGA
Messenger RNA from Monosiga brevicollis MX1, 2685 nucleotides. RefSeq lists its product as uncharacterized. Lineage: Eukaryota; Choanoflagellata; Craspedida; Salpingoecidae. The transcript has 11 exons. The coding region runs from base 1 to 2685 and encodes 894 amino acids. Gene Ontology annotation, biological process: carbohydrate metabolic process. Gene Ontology annotation, molecular function: carbohydrate binding; hydrolase activity, hydrolyzing O-glycosyl compounds. The record is from RefSeq and is a predicted model, not a curated record.